UGAAUAUAACAAACCAGAAAUUAAUAAGCGCAUUCAUUUCUAUAAAUUAUUGUUUUCCAAAAUCUGUCUUUAAUUGUUAAAAUCCUGGGCACCCUUCCUCUUAUGGGACAGAUUGAUAACUCCCCUGCAAGUUGAGUAAUGGGCUAUGCAAGCUCCCUACCUUAAUUCCAGGAGGGAGAAGGCAAACAGCCUAGUGAGUAAGGGAAGCUCAGGCUGAAGUCAGGCCCUGGUGAUGACAGGGUCACUGCCCACCUAGGGGAGGAGCAAGUGGCUAAGCAGUGGCAGGUGGAGUGGUGGGGCCUCCCUGGGGCUGCGCGGGGAGACAGAUGGGUAGGAUAUCAGAGGACUCGCACCAGUACUACAGAAAUGCAAAAUCCCUGUAGAUCUGGAAGACGUUGAGCCCUGGUCUUGAAGCUUGGGCUGAGAACCUACACCAUGUACUUUCAGCACCCUCUAGCUUUAAGGGAGGUGCUCGAGACUUACUGGCCAAUCAGAGCGUUUAGGCGGACCUGCCAAUCAGAAGGGAAGGCGGGUUUUUCCGGAUGCCUUGACUUAGUUGCUGAGCAGGCUUAAAUGGACCUGUGUGCUGUGCUCCUUGUCCUGCCGCUGGAUGCUGUGGAUCUUGCUCAGGCAAACUCCGAACUUGCGACAUGGUGAACAGAGUCACUGCCAACAAUGGGGAGAAGCAGGGGUCUGAGCAGUGCGAGCUGCUGUGGUGCGAGCUGCUGUGGAUGCAUUGACUUAUGAUGAUGUGCAUGUGAACUUCACUCAAGAAGAAUGGAUUUUGCUGAAUCCUUCACAGAAGAAUCUCUACAAGGAUGUGAUGCUGGAGACCUAUAGGAACCUCACUGCUAUAGGUUAUAAUUGGAAAGACCAUAAUAUUGAAGAACAUUGUCAAAGUUGCAGAAGACAUGGAAGGCAUAAAAGAAGUCCAACUGGAGAGAAACCCAAUGAAUAUACUCAGUGUGGUAAAGCCUUUGCAUGUCAUAGUUAUCCUCAAAGGUAUGGAAGAAUUCAUAUUGGAGAGAAACCCUAUGGUGAAUCCUUUGCACCAACCAGUGGUCUACAAAUUUGUAAGAUAAUUCAUACUGGAGAGAAACCCUACAAAUGCAAUCAAUGUGGUAAAGCCUUUGCACGACUCAGUUACCUCCAAAUGCAUAAAAUAACACAUUCUGGACAGAAAACUUACAAAUGUGAUCAAUGUGGUAAGGCCUUUGCAUAUCCUGGUUAUCUCCAAGUACAUAAAAGAACACAUACCGGAGAGAAACCCUAUGAAUGUAAGCAAUGUAGCAAAGCCUUUGCAUUUCCUGGUCAUCUUCAAAGACAUGAAAGAAUUCAUACUGGAGAGAAACCUUACAAAUGUAGUGAUUGUGGUAAAGCCUUUGCAUUUAAUACUAAUCUCCGAGUACAUAAAGCAACACAUACUGGAGAGAAACCCUAUGAAUGUAAGCAGUGCAGUAAAUCAUUUGCCUCUCAUGGUCAACUUCAUUAUCAUGAAAGAAUUCAUACCGGAGAGAAACCCUACAAAUGUAAUCAGUGUGAUAAAGCCUAUACACGACACAGUCAUCUCCAAAUGCAUAAAACAACACAUACUGGAGAGAAAACUUACAAAUGUAAUCAGUGUGGUAAAGCCUUUGCAUAUCAUAGUUAUCUCCAAGUACAUAAAAGAAUACAUACUGGAGAAAAACCCUAUGAAUGUAAUCAGUGUGGCAAAGCCUUUGUAUGUCCUGGUCAUCUUCAAAGACAUAAAAGAACACAUACUGGAGAGAAACCCUAUGAAUGUAAUCAAUGUGGUAAAGCCUUUACAUAUCAUGGUCAUCUUCAAAUACAUAAAAGAACACAUACUGGAGAGAAACCCUAUGAAUGUGAUCAAUGUGGUAAGGCCUUUGCAUAUCCUGGAUAUCUCCAAGUACAUAAAAGAACACAUACCGGAGAGAAACCCUAUGAAUGUGAUCAAUGUGGUAAAGCCUUUGCAUCUCAUGGUUAUCUCCAAGUACAUAAAAGAACACAUACCAGAGAGAAACCCUAUGAAUGUGAUCAAUGUGGUAAGGCCUUUGCAUCUCAUGGUUAUCUCCAAGUACAUAAAAGAACACAUACUGGAGAGAAACCCUAUGAAUGUAAUCAAUGCGGUAAAGCCUUUGCAGGUCAGAAUGUUCUUAAAAGACAUAAAAGAACUCAUACUGGAGAGAAACCUUACAAAUGUAAUGAAUGUGGUAAAGCCUUUGCAUUUAACACUAAGCUUCAAAUACAUAAAACAACACAUACUGGAGAGAAAUCCUAUGAAUGUAAGCAAUGUAGUAAAUCCUUUGCCUCUCAUGCUCAACUUCAAUAUCAUGAAAGAAUUCAUACUGGAGAAAAACCCUACAAAUGUAAUCAAUGUGGUAAAACCUAUUCACAAUCAAGUGACCUCCAAGUACAUAAAAGAACACAUACUAGAGUGUAACCCUAUGAAUGUACCUAAUGUGGUAAAGCCUUUACAAGUCACAGUGAUCUUCGAAGGUGUGGUGGUUGGCCCAUCGCCAAGUGGCACUAUUUGGAGGUGUGGCCUAUUUUAAGGAAGUGUGUCACUGUGGGGGUCGGCUUUGAGAUCCUGUGCUUAAGCUCCACCCAGGGCAGAAGAGUCUUCUCCUGGCUGUCUUCUAAUCAAGAUAGAACUUUCACCUCCUCCAGCACCGUGUUUGGUUGGUCACUGCCAUUCUUGAUGGUAAUAGACUGAAUCUGGAUACCACCCAGCAAUUAAAGGUUGUCCUUUACAAGAGUUGCUUUAGUCGUGAUACCUUUUCACAGCAAUAAAACCCAAAUUAAGACAAAAGACAUCACACUGGAAGGAAACCCUAUGAAUGUAUUAAAUAUGGUGAAGCCUUUGCACAUUUCAAUAGUCCUCAUUAUAACAAAAUUAUUCACACUUCCAUUCACUGAAACCCUGUGAAUGGAAGCAAUGUACAGCCUUUGCGCUUCACAGUUAUCGCUGAAUGCACAAAAAAACCCAUACCUUAUGAAUAUGCUCAGUGUGGUAAAGUCUUUGUGUUUUGAAAUCUGUAUAGAUCCAUAACAAUUCAAACACCUGAUCAAAGUAAAUGCCAAGAGUUUAUUGUGAUAAGCUGUUAGGGUUAGAAGAUUAAGGUUUAAGGUGGUUAAAGUUACAGUUAGUAUUACAAAGUUACGGGUUAGGAUUAGAGGGUUAGGUGGUUUGGGCUGAGGCUGAGUUUAGGGAUAGGUUAGGGUUGGGGGUUUAUGGUUUAGUGUUGGGGCAUUAGGGUUAGUGUUAGGAUCAGGAGCCAACAAGCUAUUAACUAGCAGGUGGUCUUCCUGAGAUGGUUUGCUUCAGAUUAUAAAAAUCCAUGGCAGAUUUGCUCCCAUAGGCAAGGCCCAGUAGAAAAUCAUUUUAGGAAAGAUCCCUGCUAUUAAUAUUCUUUUCCUGUUAUUAAAUAUAUAUGACAAUCACUAGGUAUUAGCUCGCCCUUCUGAGCAGAUCUACAAAGAUGUACUGUCUUGUAGUGAUGCUAUUUAGACAAAUAGAUGAUUUCUUAGUGAUGAUCCUAUAAGAAUUCCUAAAAUUAUAUCAGUGUUUAUUAAGAUCUUUUAUAGCAGGACUGCUACUAGGUCCUUUCUGAUAGUCAAAACUGCAGUGAGAACUCUCCCAGUCUCCCAUGUGUCAAUUGUUACUUGCUCUUAGAUAAUAACCAGACUUUCUCCUACUCAGAGCACAUUCCAAGAGGUUGUAAAACAAUUUACCAAAGGUCAUAAAAAGGUAACUAAUGAUUUAUUAUAGGUUCUAGGACAGAAGUUAAAAUAUUGACUGGGUUUAUCUACACAAAACUUCACUAAUAACUUAGUUAUAUGGUUUUUAACUCUUGAUGAACCUGUGGAGCUGUCACAGGUGAUGGAUGUUUAGCCAGAUAAAUAUUCCUAAUGGAUAUGCAUGUAAACAUUCACUGAUGUAAACUUCUUAUUCAAUUUAUGAUUUAAAUUUAUGUGUAAACUUGUGUUGAACUUUUAAACAUGUGAUCAUGUGUUCUGAAAGAUGCAUAAAUGCUGAGGACAAAGAGGAAAGUGAAUUUUCCCCCUUAUCCCCCUUUUUCAUUAAUUCUGUUUUCCCCCUUUUUCUUAGAGAGCUUUCAUAGGAAACUUUUUAGAACUUAGUAAUAAAUGCUAAAAUCACUA
Mus musculus (house mouse) is the source of this 4164-nucleotide messenger RNA. Its product is annotated as predicted gene, 35315. Bases 824 to 2443 code for a protein of 539 amino acids. The transcript has 4 exons. Gene Ontology annotation, biological process: regulation of DNA-templated transcription. Gene Ontology annotation, molecular function: sequence-specific double-stranded DNA binding. Lineage: Eukaryota; Metazoa; Chordata; Mammalia; Rodentia; Muridae. Gene Ontology annotation, cellular component: nucleus. The record is from RefSeq and is a predicted model, not a curated record.